CACAGCACUGAAGUUGUUUUGUCCUCAACACGGUGGCUGGUUUUUUGCCACGUGGGCUACUAUAUCCACUCAAAAUCCAGUUCCCAGCUACCUUAACCGUUUAUCUGAUUUCCGACCACCGGUUCAAAUUAAACCAUGGCUACCGCCUCCGCCACCGCAAUUCUAUCUCCCACCACCACCACCGGACCCGCCGCCGCUUCCACAUUUCACCCAUCACUCCACAUCAUUACUAAAUUCCCCUUCUCCAAACCAACUUCGAAACCACUCGUUUCCAGGCCAAUCACCAGGCUCCACGUAUCCAGCUCCAAUCCCACCGCCGCCACCUCCGCUUCCGGCGUCGGCACCUCCACCAAAGGCGGCCAAGAAACAAUCUUUUACGACGGCGGAGCUCACUACGGAGACCUCGUCGCAAACCUUCUUCUGGGUUUCACCCUAUUCUGGCUUCCGUUAACUUUAGCUGCGGUUCUGAGGGGAUUCUUCUUGAGGUACAGGUUUACCAAUUUGCGUGUCACGGUUAUAUCCGGGUUAACGGGUCAAGAAAGGAGUGAUUUUUCCUACAAAGUGAUCAAGGAUGUUCAAGUUGUCCCAAGGUUUAUCGGGGAGUGGGGGGAUAUUAUCAUCACUUUGAAAGAUGGCACUAAAGUGGAUUUGAGAAGUGUUCCCAAAUUCAGGGAAAUUGCAAAGUAUUGUCUCUCCAUGGCUGACCAGCCUGUGGUUUUGAAGGAAAGUGGACCUAAAGGAUUUUAAUUUUUGGGCUUUCGGGAAGAGGAGGGUGAUUUAGCAGUCAACUUUCAUAGAAUGUGAUGGAGCAUCCCGCUGGAGUAGCAAAUUAGUUGUCGUACUUAUGACUUGUGAGUUCAACGCUUCAGUGCUAAUAUCAUUUGCAAGGCCAUCAUGCUAAUAGUGGAUUUUUCCAUCAAAAUGGCUAGUAUUUGCCUCUUUUUAAUGGUGACUUUGCUUUUGAAAGCUGCCAUUGCCAAAGUCAAAAUUUCCUGGCAUUGCACUUAAGGAUCAGCUUCAAUGUGAAGUUUAAUCACUUCCUACGCUGAAAUUGAGAGUUAAUCGUUUCAUAACAUGCUAAUCUUCCUGCCAUAAAUCAUGCUGCUGACUGAGUUCCGGGUUCCAAAUGUAUCAUGGUACUUUGGAAACUUGAAAGGCCUUCAUGCAUGAGUCAAAUAGUUAGCAUUUACUUUAUGGUGUCCAUGAGGUUUUUAAUUUUUAAUUUUGUAAACAUUGUAAGUUGCUUUUAUAUUUGAAUGUUGUUGGUUAAUGAAAUAUGUAACUGCACUUGGGAUGAUUGUUCUUGGAAGAAGCACUCGCCGGGCUUUUACGUUGUAUUGUAAUGAUCAGAACAAGAUUGGAUCAAAUGGACUCUAGUCUAGAUCCCUCUAUGGAUUCAGUUAUGACUUGUGAGAGUCAAGAUGAUGCCUGUAGCUUAGUCUGGUCAUGUAGCUUAACUUUUGGAUUGGCCAAUUCGUUCUCCUAAAAUUUGCAUCUUCUCUUUUCUGUAUCCAUACUGAACUUGAAAUGGUUUACCCUAAACAUGUGUUGCUAGCAUACAGAACUAGAAACAGUUUAUACUAAGUUACUUGCCAUUUGUUUGGAUUUUACUUGUAGUUGAUAGUAAUAUCAACUAGACUCUGAUUUUGUGCCUCUUACCACUUUUAGCAAGUGUAAAAUGGGGCCCUGUGGAUUUUAAAGUCUAGAAUUCUGUUAACAAAAUUAAUGAACUUUCCAGUUCAAUGUACAUUGCUGUUUGGGUUACUUGGACUGACCACUUGUAAGAAAU
This is a messenger RNA of Oldenlandia corymbosa var. corymbosa, 1789 nucleotides long. NCBI's taxonomy places the organism in Eukaryota, Viridiplantae, Streptophyta, Magnoliopsida, Gentianales, Rubiaceae. The record is from the annotation of a GenBank genome assembly.